AUGUUAAUCAUAAAAGUAUUUGUUGUUCUGUGCAUUUCUCUAUCUAAAAGUAUCGCUUUAAGUUCAGAUAUACUUUCAAUUGGAAAAGGGAAUAUUACUGAACAAAAUACACGAACAUGGAACAUAAAACUUGACAUUUACUUUUCGAAAUCACUUCCUGCGAUGAUUAUAAAACCACUUGGCAUCGAUGUGCGAUUAAAAUGUGAGGCUACAAUGAACUUCACUAAAGUUGAAAAAUACACGAAAAAUAAGGAAGGCGUUGAAACUCUAUCAAGAGAAUCUCCGCCAGAUCAUAUACAGCAGAGAUUACUGAAAAAUGUUAAAGUAUAUUGGUUAAAAAACAGUCAGAUCUUAUCUGAUAAUAACAAAAUAAAAACUGAUACAAAAAUUGAUAUGAAUAAUGGUACUAUAGGAUCUAAUCUAAAAAUAAAAGAAAUUGACUAUUCUGAUGAAGGCAAUUAUACAUGUGUCAUAAAACAAAACUAUGAAAAAUAUCAAACAACAUUACUGAAAGUAGUAAAAGGUACAACAAAUAAGUAUGACAUAUCAACCUAUACAUCAUUGACUCAUCAUCAUGAAGAACUGGAAGUAAUUGCAAAGACUACACCAGACUUGAUCUCGGAAGACAUGAAGUUGCAUGGUGAAAAUAUUACUGGAUCUCCAAACACAACAAUUGUCCAAAAGUUGGAACCAAUUUGUCAGGAAUAUAGUGGUAAAGUGUGUGCUGCACAUCUUAAAGCUCAGUUUGUUUACAUACCAUAUAACACUUCUCAGUCUGCUCUUGAAAAUAAACUGAUGACAGCUAUCAGAGUCACUCAAUACUCUAAUGAUAUUAGCUCACAGUGUGAAGGAUAUGCAUUGCCAAGUCUGUGUUACUCAACAUUUCCUAUAUGUAGAGAUCCUUUAACAACAAAUAUGAACUUUUUUGAAGAAGCUAAAAAUAUUCUUCAGGAUCUUUCCAUACCAACACAAACCACUAAUGCCGACCAAGUUAUGUCGGGAAUUGUUAUUGAAAAUGUAGCACCUGGUGUAAUGUCAACUUUAUUUAAUAAAUUGAAUAAGAAUGGAAGUUUAGAAACACUCAAUUACAGAUAUAAUUCAACAAUUCUCAGGCGAGUGUGUAAACAAGAUUGUGAAAUAUUAGAAAAUGAAUUAUGUCAGACUGAAUAUGCUAUUGCUAAAAGGCACCCACAUAUUGGAAGACAGCUCACAUUAGAAGAAUGCCAUAACUUGCCCGAAGAUGAUCCUGACUGCUUGAAAAUUGGAAUAGGGCCAGUAAUGGUUUCAGAUGAUGAAUGCUACUGGGAAAAUGGGAGUGGUUACUUAGGCAGAGUUAAUGUAGCAAAUAAUGGAAUGGCUUGUAUAGAGUGGUCGAAACAAUUACAACUAAGAGUAUCUGAUUAUCCAGAACUUUCAGGAAGACAUAGUUACUGCAGGAAUCCUGGUGGCAUAAAGUCCCAGCCUUGGUGCAUAGUUGAAAAAGAUGGAAAAACAGAGAAACAACUUUGUGACAUAAAUAAAUGUGCCCACAAAAUUUGGAUUUAUAUAGUUGUUAUAUUCCUCCUUUUGACCCUAUCAAUCAUUGGGUUUAUAAUAUGCCUUUGCUAUAGACAUAAGAACAAGGGAAGUGCAGCUACUAUCAGAGACAUAAACUUGCCUAAUGCUGAUAAGAAUAUAUAUGGAAACUCACGUUUGAAUUCUCCAAUAGAAAUGAAUGAGUUGUUGACUAAUCAGAAUAUUAAUAACCAACCACACUUGACACGAAACACAAGGGGUAAUGGUGUUCUUAGGAUACCUCAAUAUUCCCUAUCUCAAAUUAAGUUUUUAGAAGAAUUGGGUGAAGGUGCAUUUGGUAAAGUUUACAAAGGAGCACUGAAAAAGAAUGGGGAAACACAAUAUGUUGCUGUAAAAGCAUUAAAAGAGAAUGCCUCUGCUAAAACACAGGCUGAUUUUAGGAGAGAAAUUGAUUUGAUUUCGGAACUUACACAUGAGAAUAUAGUAUGUAUAGUUGGAGUAGCACUUCGUGAAGAGCCAUUAUGCAUGUUAUUUGAAUUUAUGGCUCGUGGUGACCUGCAUGAAUUUUUAAUGGGAAGAGCACCCCCUUCGGGAAAGGGUUUGCCUCCCAUGAGAUUACUCAACAUUGCCAAUAAUAUUGCUUCAGGAAUGCAAUAUCUUGCCUCACAUCAUUAUGUGCAUAGGGACUUAGCUGCAAGAAAUUGUUUAGUAUCAGAUGACUUUAUUGUUAAAAUAUCUGAUUUUGGACUCUCCAGAGACAUAUACAGUUCUGAUUACUACAGAGUUCAAUCGAAAAGUUUAUUGCCGGUUCGUUGGAUGCCACCUGAAUCUAUUUUGUAUGGGAAAUUCACAACAGAAUCUGAUAUUUGGUCAUAUGGAGUGGUUUUGUGGGAAAUAUAUAGUUAUGGAUUACAGCCUUACUAUGGGUAUAGUAAUCAAGAAGUGAUAGCUAUGGUUCGAGGGGGAGAACUUUUGGCGAUGCCGGCAGCGUGUCCGGCGCUAAUGUAUGCGCUCAUGCGUGACUGCUGGAAGCACACGCCUCAAAGGAGACCUAACUUUGAGGAAAUUGUUAACAGGAUUCAAGAAUGGAUUCAAAUGGGGGGCUGUCCAGAUUCAGUUAUGCCAGAACCAGGGAGCAGUAAUAGCUGCAGCCACAGGAUCACAGGUUCUUCCAAAGAUUUGCAGGAAAAAGCGCCGCUAUUGCCUCCACAUUGUUCUUCCUCAAAUGGCUCACUCGCCACAGGUAGUCUUAAAAAGUUCAAUACCGUCGGUUCUACGUCCAGAGUAACGGAAGAUAAUCGCUCCACAUCCAGCGAAGUGCCUCCUCUCGGACCAAAAACCAAAAAACACAGUUCGGGCUCUCUUAUUGAUACUGAAAAAGUUGGCACGCGAGAAACCGUCGUUCGGAUACCUAAUACUCAAUUUGGUAACGAAAUUUAG
Molecule: messenger RNA, 2955 nt
Organism: Chilo suppressalis (striped riceborer)
Lineage: Eukaryota; Metazoa; Arthropoda; Insecta; Lepidoptera; Crambidae
Source: the annotation of a GenBank genome assembly